AUGGAUUUCGAGUCACUGGCCGACAAGUUCGAGGCUCUGCAGGACGAUCUUGCCUAUGCGAAUGAACUCUGUGAGCAGGCUAACAUCCAGUUCGAGAAAUAUCGCACCGAAAUCUAUCACUCCAAACGGAAUAUGGCUCUUUUACAGCAACAACUCGCUCAACAGACUGCCACAUCCAACGUUCUACGUGCGCAGGCGGAGAAACAUCUAAUCGACCUGAGAAGGGAAAGAGUGUUAAACGCUCAGCUUCAAGCGAGAUUGGCGACCGAGAAUAACUCGCUCAAAGCAAUGACGAAGCAGGCAGCUACUGCUGAGGAGCAGCUCGCAGAGGCUAAAUUUGACCUGGAAUACCUCAAAUGCACAACCUAUUUGGGGGAUCCCCAGCUUCCACCUCUGGCCCUCAAUAGCGAGGCCCCGCUUACACCAGAGCCCUUUGUUGUUGUGUUGGUAGAUGGCGAUGCGUAUACGCUAUUUAGCCACAAAGGAGCUGGCCAAACAAAUCCUGGUGGUUUAGCCGCCAUGCAGAUCAAGUUCGAAGUCACCAAGUACAUUCGUGAUCAAAAAGGCACCAUUCCGUUUGCCUCGAAAGUCAUCACCCGAGUCUUUCAGAAUUUCAAAUCCAUCAUCACUAGUGAAAACUCGUCGUUGCGCCAACGCAAAACUGCUCAACAGCAGCGGGACCUGACCACAUUUGCCACGCAGUUCACAGAGAAACUCCCACUCUUUGAUUUUUUCGACGCUGGGAGGGGAAAGGAGAGAGUAGAUGAUAAAAUCCGCGAACACUUUCACCUGUUUCUCUCGCAGCCCAAUUGCUAUGCAGUCUUCCUUGCUGUCUGUUUUGAUAACGGAUUUGCACGUAUGCUUGAGCGAUAUGUGGACCAUCCCUCUAUUCGUGAGAAGAUCAUUCUUGUUUCCUCCGGAUACAAAGCUCUAGAAAUUGGAGAGCUUCCCCUGAACACUGUGAUUUGGCCGGGCGUUUUUGCUACUGCACGACCUUCUAAACAAUUAGCGGCCAUUCUCGAGAGAAAAAUCCGCGAAAGGCGAAAGCAGAGAAGCUUGAGCAAAUUGAGCCUUGAUAGAUCUAGGACAACAACACGGCAACAUAUGAUUUCGACACCAGGACCAGAAACGCUGUCGGAUCUUUUACAGCCAUGGAAUGUCCGUCUUGCACUGGCGGGGUAUUUUGGAAUGGGGACGCUAUGGCUUCAUGACCCGGACGAGACGGAAGAGAACAAUAAGCACCGGCCUUGCAUAACUGUACAAGCUAAUCAAGAACUUGACUGA
Molecule: messenger RNA, 1284 nt
Organism: Exophiala aquamarina CBS 119918
Lineage: Eukaryota; Fungi; Ascomycota; Eurotiomycetes; Chaetothyriales; Herpotrichiellaceae
Exons: 3
Coding region: 1-1284 (427 amino acids)
Source: RefSeq, a predicted model, not a curated record